UCGUAAUGGAACAAGAUGGGGGUCGUAACUCUGAUACUGAGUAACGUGGGUCUCUUUUGUGCCCCAGAUUGGCACCUUCUAACCAUGACCCGCUGUCAACCCUGCCGAGAACGUCCGGGAAAUGACGACUCUAGGGCUAUUCUACAUGAUUCUUGGGCCAACGUCUAGGGCCAGUCUGGGCUGGCUUCGGGCAGUGUUCAAACACUACUCGAAUGUGGUGCUCUCGAGACAGCGUACCUUCAUAGUCGACGGUAUGUACGGUCUUCUCCUAAGUAUCAAAAGGCACACAUGGUACAAAGAAAUCCAUAAACACACCGAACCAAAUCACUCUAUACAUGAAAUGAGCGGGUGUGAGGUGCAGUGGGAGGGCUCAUGUAAGACGGUACGAGAGCACACGAGAGGAGGCGCUCGAUGUUUUGAUCAGUGAAGGAGAACGCUCAAUGCAAGUAAGAGGGCGGCAGAUGCAGGAGAGUGGUAGCAGACAUGAGAAGGCAGCAGGAAGGGAGGGCGGGAGGUACGAUGGUGAUGAGCACAUUAAUAUUACAACUCCGCUCGAACCCAGCCG
This is a messenger RNA of Suillus subaureus, 565 nucleotides long. RefSeq lists its product as uncharacterized. The record is from RefSeq and is a predicted model, not a curated record. NCBI's taxonomy places the organism in Eukaryota, Fungi, Basidiomycota, Agaricomycetes, Boletales, Suillaceae. The transcript is spliced from 2 exons. The coding region runs from base 122 to 427 and encodes 101 amino acids.